CAAAGCUUCAAUUCUUUCCUCUUUCCUUUUCAUCCACCAACACCACCGUCUUCCUUCCUUUUCUCUCUCUUCUCUUCCGUUCGUGGCAGUUGACCCUCUACUUCGGAUAAUAUGUUUUCUCGAACAUUGAGAACGAGCCACGUGGCUGCGCCUCUGCGCAACAAUGCCUUUUCCCGAACCACUCUGGUCAAGAGAACCGUCACCACUGAUGCCGCGACUGCGCACGCAGAGGCUGUCCCAGCGGUAAGAAUGAAUGAGGGAGACAUCAAUUGGCGAUGGGAAGCAUGGCUAAUCUACCCAAAUAGGAAGACACAAAGCCAUUCCAGGUUACCCUUUCAGACGAAUCUUUCGAGACCUACGAACUCGAUCCCCCACCAUAUACCCUCAACACCACCAAGAAGGAAUUGAAGCAGAUAUACCAUGAUAUGGUUUCAGUGAGGUGAGCAGGGUCUCUGACACGAAGGACGACCAGAACUGAUGGGAAUUAUAGACGUAUGGAGAUGGCCGCCGAUCGUUUGUACAAGGAGAAGAAGAUUAGAGGUUUCUGUCAUCUUUCCACCGGACAAGAAGCUGUCGCCGUCGGCAUCGAGCACUCCCUCACCAAAGAAGAUGAUGUCAUCACUGCGUACCGUUGUCACGGUUUUGCUCUGAUGCGUGGAGGUACCGUCAAGUCAAUUGUUGGGGAAUUACUUGGUCGCCGAGAGGGUAUCGCAUACGGAAAGGGAGGAUCCAUGCACAUGUUCGCCAAGGGUUUCUAUGGUGGAAAUGGUAUUGUCGGAGCUCAAGUUCCAGUCGGUGCUGGUCUUGCUUUCGCUCAUAAAUACAAGGGCAACAACAAUGUUACUGUUGCUUUGUAUGGUGACGGAGCUUCCAACCAAGGUCAAGUUUUCGAGGCCUUCAACAUGGCAAAGUUAUGGAAUCUUCCAGUCUUGUUUGGAUGUGAAAGUGUGUUUUACAACAAUAUCCCACCAAGACUGUUCAUUCGCUAAUAACAUACACCAGACAACAAAUACGGAAUGGGUACAGCAGCCAACCGAUCAUCCGCUCUUACCGAUUACUACAAGCGUGGUCAAUACAUGCCUGGACUCAAGGUCAACGGAAUGGAUGUUCUUGCUGUAAAGGCAGCAGUUCAACACGGAAAGGAGUACACCACAGCCGGUAACGGACCUCUUGUUCUCGAAUAUGUCACCUACAGAUACGGAGGACACUCAAUGUCUGAUCCCGGAACCACUUACCGAACUCGUGAGGAGAUCCAACGUAUGAGAUCAACCCAAGAUCCUAUUGCAGGCUUGAAGCAGAAGUUGUUGGAAUGGAACGUUACCACGGAGGAGGAGCUCAAGCGAAUUGACAAAGAUGCCCGAGCUGCAGUUGAUGCCGAGGUUGCGGAGGCAGAGGCCAUGCCACCACCAGAUGCCACCCCACAAAAUCUCUACGAGGAUAUCUACGUUAGAGGAAGUGAACUACCAUUUAUGAGAGGACGAACACUUGAGGAGAACUACUACUACUAGAUGUGGUAAUCUAAUUCCUGGGGGUUCGAGCAUAGUAUGGCAUGAGAAUGAGCUUGUUUUGAUGAAAGGGUAGACCAUGGGUUGCGGGGGGGUGGUGAUCUGUAUACUAUUGGUGGUUAAAGCUUGGGGGCUGAACUCUGAAAGUGCAGAAAUACAAGCAUGCAUGCUCGCUUGAUUUUACGUCUACGUUCAGAAUUUCCAGUAGUGACUUCUUUUUUGUGGAUUACAUAAUACACUUCUUCGUAAUCCCGCUAUCUGGUAUUUAGACACCCACUCUGUAAAUGGCCUACGUAGCUAUCUGAAGUCAUUAGUACAUUACUUGAGUAUGUCAUACUCCUGGUUCACAUACGUAAAUUGGUGGAGAGGUAUUUUCAUACGAUCUUACCUAUAUAUCUCUACUUUAAAAACAGAUCGCCACGUUCACCUAGUCCAGUACCGUCCUACUUCUGAGUUUCUCAUCAUAAGGUGAGAUUUCUCAAGUCGUGAAUCAUUAUAUAAACUCACAAUCAAGGUUAGGGGUUGCUAACUCGUCUUGUUAUGUGCACGUGGAUUUUGGAUGUUUCAUGAUGUUAUGUUAUGUUGUGAUAUUUUGGCUUUGGAAAGCAGUAAAGGGGUUGUUUUGUGG
Hymenoscyphus albidus is the source of this 2133-nucleotide messenger RNA. Lineage: Eukaryota; Fungi; Ascomycota; Leotiomycetes; Helotiales; Helotiaceae. The record is from the annotation of a GenBank genome assembly.